AUGUUAUUGAUUAAACUAUUCUCUCCUCCAGACAAUUCAUCUCAUUUAAUUUCACUUAAACUUAUAUCCCCGGUUGAUUCUUUUGAUGGUGAUGAGUCCAAUACCUCGUCUUUUCGGGUGGAAAAAGGCGAUUCAAAGCCGGACAUACCUCUUAGCAAUCAAAAUGAUGAUCGAGAUAUUCAUUUAAUUCAUCCUAAACCUGCUUAUUUGAAAGAUCCUUUUCAAUAUUCAAAUGUAUCAUCUCAUUAUAUAAAUUUGAUAGCUUCAUCUGAUCUUUCGAUAGGUAGUUCUGGAAAUAGUCAAACUAGUCAGGCUAAUAUAAAUAAUAGAAAUAAUACAAAUGUAAUAGGUAUAUUAAGCCGCAAUGUUAGUGAUGAUGAACUAACAGUAAAUGAUGACGUCGAUUCAUCUCAAGAUAUCGGACUAAUAUUAAGAAGGCUAUAA
Messenger RNA from Racocetra fulgida, 444 nucleotides. NCBI's taxonomy places the organism in Eukaryota, Fungi, Glomeromycota, Glomeromycetes, Diversisporales, Gigasporaceae. The record is from the annotation of a GenBank genome assembly.